Perkinsus marinus ATCC 50983 is the source of this 1434-nucleotide messenger RNA. RefSeq names its product Endochitinase 3 precursor, putative. The coding region runs from base 1 to 1002 and encodes 333 amino acids. NCBI's taxonomy places the organism in Eukaryota, Perkinsozoa, Perkinsida, Perkinsidae. Gene Ontology annotation, molecular function: chitinase activity. The transcript has a single exon. The record is from RefSeq and is a predicted model, not a curated record. Gene Ontology annotation, biological process: chitin catabolic process; cell wall macromolecule catabolic process.
AUGCUGAAGCGAACCAUUCGCUUGGACGGUGUCCCGAGCGAUCAAGAAAUCUCCAAUGCUCCUAACUGUCAACGAGUUAAGCGUCUGGUGAACGAGAGUGCCUUCGGGUACCUCUUUCCGUUGGCUAAUCAAGGCAAAGGCAUGGGUAAGGGACCUUACUCCUAUGAAAACUUCCUGAAAGCUGUGGCGAAAUGGCCGAAGUUCUGUGAUGACGGCGGACCCAACAAUGGCGAUAAAGACGAGAUAUGUAUACGAGAGCUGAGUACAAUGUUCGCCCAUUUCGUUCAAGAGGUUGGUGCUCAUAACCCAAGUAGUCAAUACCCACAAUGGCGACAAGGCCUUUACUAUUAUAGGGAGGUCAAUCCGGGCUGGAAUUACUGCUCGAAAUCGCCUAAGUGGGUCGAAGACAGGUUUCCAUGCUCUCCUGGCCAAUCUUAUUCUGGUCGCGGCGCUAAGCAAAUCAGCUAUAACUAUAACUAUGGGCCUUUCUCAGUGGUCAUCUAUAAUGAUACUGAAAAUUUACUUUCUCACCCGGAUGGUGUUAUCACAAAUGAAGGCGGUUGGCUUGCUUUUGCCAGUGCCAUCUGGUUCGACAUGACUCCACAGACUCCCAAGCCGUCGAUUCACGAUGUUAUCACUGGCUGGUGGAAACCCAAUAGCGACGACCUUGCUGGGAACAGGAACCCAGGCUUCGGUGCAACUGUUAUGAUAACUAAUGGCGGACUUGAAUGUGGUCAUGCGAGCAAACAAGCAGAUAAUCGUGUGGCAUACUACAAGGCGUUCUGUGACUACUUCCGCAUUUCUCCAGGCGAAUACAUUGACUGUGUGGCCAUGAGAGCAUUCGACGCUAAGUCCUCGGCUGCCACUCAAGAGUACUGGGAUUAUGCAGACUGGCUAAGUAACUGUCGAUUGGUGUCAUACCAGGCGGCUUUCUCUAUCUUCGAGGAUCCCGCUGACCCGGAUGUGCCCUACUGUGGCUGUAUGAAUAUGUACGCCUCGUGAGGCGGGCUCUAUCGCAUCUAUCUCCAUGAUUUAGCCUUGAGGUCAAACUUUUACGACGGACAUUUUUUUUAUAAGAUGAACGCUGGUGUCUGUCGAUGAGGUACUUUUCGUUCGGUCUUCUUCGACUUAACGAGAUGCUGCAAAGUUCACUCAGCAAACAUCUCAGUGGUUGUCUCGUUUCAUACGUAUCAGCCAGCUGCAAUGAGGUAUUUAUGAUCACUGAUACUAGGAUAUGACUUUUAUCAUAUGAGUCAUAACCGCACAAAAGCCGGUAACAGGUUAGCUCGUGGCUCUCAUUAUUAGUGCUCGAACAUGAUGGUGAUAGCAGUUAUACUCGCACAGUCUACACGGCGAGAUAUUCCAUUUUUGCCGUUACACUGUUUCCCAGUAAAUAUUUUCUGCUCACAUUAUCAUCAUGUUACCGGUUGACUG